UUGACGCACGGCAAGAUGGUUUCUUCCAAUGGGAUGGCCAUCUGCCGUGCCCUGUCUAGCUGCAUUCUCUUCCUGGCUUGUUGUUGGCUGUGCGUGCACGAGGCGGCGGCCGAGGGCUUGGUUCCGGCGCUGUACGUGCUCGGCGAUUCCCAGGCGGACAACGGGAACAACAACCACCUGGUGACGCUGCUCAGGGCAGACUUCCCGCACAACGGCGUCGAUUACGGCCGUGGGAACAAGGCCACCGGCAGGUUCAGCAACGGCAAGAACUUCGUCGACUUCCUCGCCGAACAUCUCAACCUGGCCAGCACUCCCCCUCCGUAUAUGUCCAUCCGCAACAACCCAAGCAACAGGUUCAUAUAUCCGAGCGGUGUCAACUUUGCUUCAGGAGGUGCAGGGGUAUCAAGUGAAACGAACAAGGGCCAGUGCAUUAGCUUCGAUCAGCAAAUUGAUCAACACUACUCUGGGGUGUAUAAAGCAUUGGUCAAUCAGCUCGGUCAAAAUAUGACUUUGGCCCGUUUGGCCAAAUCGAUUUUCACCGUUGCCAUCGGUGGCAACGACAUACUUAACUACGUCCGUGGAGCAAGCCGCCUGGUGCGUUUCCUAAGGUUUUUCAGGUAUCGUCCGUCUCCUGAGCAGUUCAUCGCCUCGUUGGCUCAGUCCCUGGAAGGCCAACUGGAGAGGAUGUACGCCCUUGGGAUGCGCAAGCUGUUCGUUGUUGGAGCGGCGCCGCUUGGGUGCUGUCCGGUGCUGCGGAAGGGGACCCCCAGGAAGGAAUGCCACGCCGAAGCAAACGAAUUGUCAGCUCAGUACAACGUCGAGGUGGCCGCCCGCCUCCGUGAUAUGAGGGCGCGGCACCCGGACAUGCGCUACUCCUUUUUCGACGGAUCCACUGCCUUGCUCGACUACAUCAAGGAACCAAAAGCAAACGGUUAUGCUGUGGUCGAUAGGGCGUGCUGCGGGCUAGGAAAGAAGAACGCCAUGUUUAGCUGCACUCCCGUAAGCAGCCUGUGCGAGAACCGCACCAACCACAUAUUCUGGGACUUCGUACAUCCCACGGAGAUUACUGCGCAGAAGCUGAUGGCACUUGCCUUCGACGGGCCAGCACCAUUGGCUACGCCGAUGAAUGUUCGGCAGCUGAUAAGUGCCACUUAGGAGUGCAUUGCCGAUAUUCAUGAAUCCAUGGAAAAUGAUUUGUACUCUUAUCAAUAGGAUUUCUAUUGAUUGUUAUUAUUAUUUUUUUGUUUCGGGGGAAUAACUAUUGAUUGGACAGUCAUUUGUAAACUAGUAGGACGGCAAUCAAAUGUGCAUGUGCCAGCAUCUGCUAGACCUUUCUUUACCA
Molecule: messenger RNA, 1342 nt
Organism: Brachypodium distachyon (stiff brome)
Lineage: Eukaryota; Viridiplantae; Streptophyta; Magnoliopsida; Poales; Poaceae
Product: GDSL esterase/lipase At5g55050
Exons: 5
Coding region: 16-1155 (379 amino acids)
Molecular function (GO): hydrolase activity, acting on ester bonds
Source: RefSeq, a predicted model, not a curated record